Molecule: messenger RNA, 6007 nt
Organism: Bombus huntii
Lineage: Eukaryota; Metazoa; Arthropoda; Insecta; Hymenoptera; Apidae
Exons: 10
Coding region: 1368-2921 (517 amino acids)
Cellular component (GO): extracellular region
Source: RefSeq, a predicted model, not a curated record
UCGAUAGAAGAAAACGUGGCCGACAGUCUCCGGUGGUUGCAGCUGCCGCAGACACCGUCGCGUCGCCUCGUUCCCUCGAGCCACGUCGACAUUCACAAUCCCGUACCAACAAUUUUCCUGGAAUCGCCCUUCGACGCGUUCUUCCCUCGUUUCACCCCACGAGAUCAACGUUGAGGGUGGCCACGCUCGAAUACGCUUCAAUCCGCUUCAGGAUGCCGUGCGUACGGCAUCAUGACGCAGAAACGUUUGGCUAGGAUUCCCGUGAACAUGACGAGCUAUCCACGACCACGCGAUCCCGGGCACGAUGGAGUGGUAAGACGAGUAGGACCGGCGCGGAAGUGCAACGACGAUUCCGUAGCCGAAAACGUGCAUGCCCGUGUCAUCAAUGGACUAUAACCGUUCGUGCGAACGUAAACGAUCGUGGAACACGGCCGCGUGGUCGGGCCAUGACAUUGGACUUUCGUAGAAUCUGUUUACUCGCGUGGCUGCCUGUGACAGCGCCCAGUCAGCGGCCGAUCGCGAACGCCGUCGCAAAAAUCGUGCCACCAGGGAUCUCCGACCUUCGCGCCAACGCUCAUCAAUCACUAUCGACAUCUGGAGUUAACGAGUUACGUAGUUAGGGAAGCGGUUCCCAGUCAGUCAGUUUGUAACAAUCGCGUGAAUCAGAUACUACGACGUUCGGCGGUCGUGUUGCACGUGGAUCGAGCGAAGCUCGAAGGAAAAGUGUACGAUAUCGGCAGAUAUCGUUUAGUGAUUCGUAACUUCGCUUUGUAUAGUUUGAGAUUGAGGUACCAUUUUAUUAGCGAAUCGCUAUUAAAAUAGGUAUAAUCGUUGUGAUUCCCUUAAAUGAUUAUUCGUAUACGAUUUAAAGCCCAGACAUUCGCAAAGAGUCUAUGUGAAGUUCGAAGUGAAAUUCUGUCAGUGCAAAAAUUCCAAGAGAUACUCGCGCACGUAACAGUGGAGCAAUCAAUUGUCAGCAACGUGAGGCUCCAUCAACGUGGCUGCUUUCCAUCUCUACCCUCCCAUCGGAUCAUUUCCACCCCGUUGAACGAUCGACGUCGCGAUUCUCGAAGGACCGACAGUCUUGCAGUAGGUGGGUUGGCGCCACAGGGUUUGCCAAUCGAUUUCAGUCUCCUCUCGAGGAUGUUCCGCUUCGCGACGUAGCGUUUCGAGUUUUUACGUCGUAGUCACGUGCCAAGAAGCGUAGUGUGCCACGGUGGGGGGCCAGUCCGUGGGGCUGGUCGUCGAUCGUCACAUCGAAGGGGGACACAGUGAAGGGGAUUUUUCUCGGUACCUACCUCGACAUCGUUGUGGAAAAUCGAUCCGCCGUGGCAGCCACCCCCGUUGCAACCACCCGGCGCGGUGCAAUGACCUCCAAACCGGGAAGGUCCUACAGCAUGAGGUCCCCGCGAAUCGGAGGACCCCUCUCUCAGUCGUUAGCGAUGAUUCCGCCAACGAUGCACGGCCAUGAAUUCAAUCAACCUCUGUCGAGGGUGGUUAUGGUCCGUAAAACGGAUCAAAGGACCUUCAGUAAGGGUAGACGGGGUGGAGAACCUCUCCUGGAAACGGUUACCAGGGAAACCGUCGAGCUUUUCAACGGCGGUCGUGCUGAAAGGAAAUACACGUCCGAGACUAGAGACAUCGUUACGCCAAAGUCGAACAGUAUGCCCUCGCUCAGCGUUAACGGAACGAAAAAGAAGGUGGUCGGCUUUGUCGACCAGUUGUCGCCCGAAAGGUCGAGGACGGAUUCGGUGAGAUCGAAAUCUCCUUUGACAGCGUCGCCAGCGUCUCCAGGGCCACUGUCGAAUUCCUUGCACGGCAGUUUCCACGGUAGUUUAGGAAGCGACGGCAUGUCUUGCAGCAGUGCCAGGUCAUCGUCGGCCUCCCCCGACUCUGCAAGAUAUUCGUCGACACCGAUAUCAAAGACUGACACACGUAAACCAUCUGUGCGCAGAUUGGGGCCUCCUAAGGAAUUUAUCAACGUUUGCAUCGAGACGCACAAUUUGUAUCGCGCUAGGCAUGGAGUACCACCUCUUCGUCUCAACAAACAGUUAUGUAAAACAAGUCAGGACUGGGCCAAUAUACUGGCGGCUAGGGGUAGGUUAGAGCACAGGGCAAACAUAGAUUACGGUGAAAAUUUGUACUGUAUGUGGAGUUCCAACCCGAAGACUAUCGUAGGUGGCGAGGAGCCGGUAAACGAAUGGUAUGCGGAAGAGGCGCAACAUCAGUACGGAAAGGAGCCCACCACCCUAAAAACUGGCCACUUCACCCAAGUCGUGUGGAAGGACAGCACCGAGUUGGGCGUUGGAAUGGCCAGGAAUCGAAACGGCGAGGUUUACGUCGUUUGUAAUUACAAUCCAGCGGGAAAUUUCUUGGGCAGCUUCACGGAGAACGUUCUACCUCCAGGAAGUCCGAGUCCUACUAAAAAAAUCACCUUUUUAGAUCCUAAAUCACAUUACACGUUAGACGAACAAGCGUGGCAACAAGAGGCUCUAGUCGUUCACAACGAAUACAGAAGGAGACAUCGUGUCCCAGACAUGAGGUUAAGCGUAGAAUUAAUCGCUGCUGCCAAGGCGUGGGCGAACACGUUGCUGAACACGAACAAGCUGAUUCCCCAGUCGACUUCUCCGUACGGGGAGAAUAUCUACUCGAUGCAGUGUUCCGAUCCGAAGUUGAUUGUACCAGCACGAGAAGUUGUUUCCAAAUGGUAUUCCGAGAGGAAGGAUCACAAGUAUGGAACGGAACCAAAGGUCUUAAACACAUGUCAUUUCACACAGAUCGUUUGGAAAAAGACUGUCGAAAUGGGUAUAGCGAUGGCUAAAAGGGACGGAACCUGUGUGAUAGUGGCGUGUUACCAUCCGAGAGGUAAUAUCGUUGGUCAGUUCACGGAAAACGUGUUGAAGCCUGUGAAGAGCCACUAGGUUAGUUCGUUAGACGAAUCUGCCCACACUUGUCGAUACUGUAUUUAAGCGAUGUAUUUAUAAAAUCAUGAAUAGCGACAAUACACAUAAUAUAUGUAUAUAUAACAACACAGAUGUGCAUACACGUAGAAUAAAUGAAAACAUUCCACGUACUACACGAAAUCGAAACAUCUCGUCUGUUUUAUUAAUCGUCGGUAACAUAACAUGGCGUUAUGAUAUUGAAUCCUAAACGACGAUGACCACAAGAUGUGUAUGUACGCGUUUAAUCUUUGAAGAUCGGCUUCCGUUUUGAAAAAGCAGACUGUGACAUUGAUAUCACUUUUUUAAAAGGAAUAUUUCAAUUUCACUGUUAUAUAGGGGAAGAAGAUAUUAAUUUGGUAUGAUGAUAGUUUCUAGUUUUUUUUUUUUUUGACAUAAGUACUUUUAGUACUUUCAUUGCUAUUUUGAUAAGUAAAGGAAUAGAAAUUAUUUUUUGUUAAACAGCCGGUUGUCAAGGAACCGAAGAGUAACACGAUAGUGAUACGUAAUUUCUUACGGAUAAAUAGUAUUAAUAAAAAAGAAAUUGUCAGAGACUGAUCGUUCCUUCGCUGUUUACCUCAGAAACAUCACGAAGCGAGACAUACCUGUAAUUUUUCUGACAAUACAACUACGGAUAGAGUGUAGUAUCGAAUCGAAAGUAUCUUCAUUAUUUAAAAAACACGUAACCAUUAUGUAACACUUUCUUUUCACUUCGAACAAACAAAACAAAUUAUUCAAGAACUAUUAACUCAAACAUUUACAUCGAUUAAUAUAAAAUAGUUAGAUUACAAAUUACUAAACAUGUUUCAAGCACAUUCCUAAAAAGAAGAAAAUGAAACAGACAUUUGUAAUACAAGUUUUCACUCGAUCUACGUUACUCUAAGCGAUGAAAUGAAUGGAAUUGUACGUUCACGAAAUAAAAUGCGACGUAUCAGAAGGAAACGAUGUUACUGCUUUAUAAUAAUUUAUUUAUAAUAAAUUUACAUGCACGCAUCGCGUGACAAUGUGUCACGUGGUAUAUAUAUAUAUAUAUUUAUAUAGAUAUAGAUACAUUCUCUCUCUGUUUUUCUGUUCUUCUUAUUUUACAUUACAUACAGCCGUUCGUAGUUCCUUUCGUGGUCAAGGAUUAACUUUUUAAUUCGUAUGUUGUGGAAACGAGCUCGACGACACUGAAAACACCACGCCCUCGAGAUUCGUUCAUUUCAUGCUCCCUUUUCGAUCUUGUCUGAAAGGAAAAUAAUUUUUUCACCGAAAUUUUUAUGCUUUGCGAAUCGAUCAGAAAAGGGAACAUGUCCUUUCACGGCGCAUACCAUACGAUACAUCGAAUGGGAAUAGUUUCUUUAGUUUUUUCAACGAUUUUAUACAGUUCGGGAUUUGUUUUUCUAAUUAAUUGACAGAACGACAACUAUGCUAUAAAAUUUUAGGGUAUCUACGAAUGAAUUAACAAUCAAGACACGAUAGAAAUUAAUUAAAUACGAGAGAUAUGAUCUAUAUUAUGUUGCUUUUGCACUGAAUGUUCGAAAAUUUUGAAAUACAGGUGAAGUAAUGUUUUAAAAUGAUAAAAGAAAUUAAAGAUAUUGUUAUAAUUGUAACAUUGAAAGGAACCACUACUUUAAAUAUUUUGUUGAAUAUCUUCAUAAGAUACUUAUGAACAUAUCUUUCAUAAAACAUGAAUACUUCAACCUAUUUCAUCUUUAUAACAUACUCUAAAAAUACAAAUACUUGAAUAUUAUUCAGCACAGCACGAGAUUUUUUUUUUUUUAUAAUAAAACAUUAAUGUAAUUUUUCAUUCUUCAUUUGUUAUGAAAAAAUUCACUCUUCGUCGUUAUUUCAUAUUGCACGCGUAAAUGACAUUUUACAAUCAAAUUACACACAUAUUGUAUGUUCUUUCGAUGCUUAUGCUAUAUUAAACGACGUCAAAGAGAAAAUUUUUAUCGAAUUUUUCAAUUAAUAAUCUAACUUUUUCAUAGGAACAGAAGAUAUAUCAAAUUAUCACUUUUAAGAGAAACGAUGUCUUAAUGACAUUAAUUUCUUCAAUAUAUUCGAUUGCUUAAAGCAAUGAUUAAAAUUUUAUAUAAAAAUACGAGAAAACAGCUUAUAAUAAAUAUUUUCGUUCACGAUUUGAAAAUUAAAUUUGGACUUUAGAUUUAAAUCUUUACGGACUAAUUCUUCCCACUUAACUGGAAAAAUCAUUUUAUUCUCAACUUCAAAGAAUAAAAUUGUAAAAAGAAGCACGAUCAACGGUACAAUACUGUUUAAGCAACAAAAUUUGCUCGAAAUAAAAAUAGAACUAAUCGAUUUUGUAGAAAACCGAAAGAUACUCUGCUACGAGGAAUCUCGUUAAUAAUUUUACCGAACCUCGAGGUGAACGAUACAUUCAUGAAAAAAAAUUUCUUAUUACAGUAGAUUUGACAUUAUUCAUUAUGGACGCGUAAAAAAUUCACGCGUAAUUCUAUAAUACGCUCCACCGAACGUUAUCCGCACGUUUUGUCUUCGAGCUCUACGUACAAAUAAAGAAUACAAUUUCAACGCAAUAUCCAUGAAAAAUCAAUUUACCGUGAAUAAAUUACUUUCAAGUACGCUCUGUAUUUUUCACAUAAAACGAUGGAUUACUGGUCAAACCGCGCGCUGUGUAUCGAAAAAACGAGAAAAUGUAUAUCGUUUCGAUGUCGCAAGCUCGGCAGUUCGCUUUGUAAUUUAACUCUCAGAACCCUUAUGAUCGACUAGAAAUCGACAAGGAACUUGCGAAAGGGUUAUCGAUUCGAGGAUUCACGCGCCGAUAAAUCAAGAUUGUUCUUUGGUUUUUUUUUUUCCUAUGAAGACACGACGAUAAUUUUUUUUUCUGAUAUAUACUCGUCUGAAGUUUCUUAAUAUUACCGUAAUAUUAAUCUCCAUUGUUAAUAUAGCGAUAUAUCCGCGAAAUGUUCGUUCGCGUUCUCUCUUUACUUUAUUUUACGUUUACGCUACCGUUUACUUUAUUUCCCAAUUGAUCCUUCUCUCGUCUUUCUUCGUAUUUUUCUUUUGUUUUCAUUUUUUCAAAGUCGCUUGUUAAUAAAAAAUGUCACUUG